This is a messenger RNA of Homalodisca vitripennis (glassy-winged sharpshooter), 3036 nucleotides long. Its product is annotated as cadherin-99C-like. NCBI's taxonomy places the organism in Eukaryota, Metazoa, Arthropoda, Insecta, Hemiptera, Cicadellidae. Gene Ontology annotation, cellular component: plasma membrane. Gene Ontology annotation, molecular function: calcium ion binding. The record is from RefSeq and is a predicted model, not a curated record. Gene Ontology annotation, biological process: homophilic cell-cell adhesion.
UAAGUACAUAGUUUAAUAAGUAUAUACUCAAUAGUAAUUAAGCACUAUAACCUGAGAGAAUCCACCACGUAUAAUUUGGGAACUUUGUUUACGCACUUAUAAGAUGGGAUCAAUAACAUAUUGAUCCCACAUUGUCAUAGAAUAACAUAUUGUUCUGUGGUCGCUGUAUGGGACAGUCUAUAUUGCUCAAUGUACAAUUUAACUUAAUUUGAUUUUCUUCUCUUCAACUAAGUCCAUUACGAUGUGGUUAACGUUUCUGUGUUUGUGUUUUAUUCUGGACAAAAGUUUUGGACAAGAUCGAGCCAGAAACGAGUCGGAGAGGUUCACCACGACAACAACUUUGACAGUGAACGUGAAGGACGAUGAUGAUCAGGACCCCUCUUUCAUCUACCGAGGCUGCAUGUCGGUGGACGGCGCCUGUGUCAACCCAGAGUACCAUGCGACCGUGUCCAGUGGGGUGGUGGCUGGAAUACUGUCAAUAUCUCCAGAAAAGAUCCAGGCAGUUGACAUGGACACCAACAACUCUCCCAUCCUUUAUAGCUUCCUCUCCGGCAGUCCUGGGUCCUUCAGGGACUACUUCGAGAUCAACCCCACAACUGGGGCAGUUCGCCAGACCAAGGCUGUUGAUACAUCUGUCACCAAGAAGUUUGAAAUUAUUGUCAAGGCAGAGGAAAACUCGCCAAGCAGAAGAUUUGCAACGGCCAAAUUAUCUGUGUUGGUGAGGCCUGUAGAUGUGAACCCUCCAGUGAUCGUAGCUUCCGCCACUGACGGUCUUGUCAGUGAAAACGCACCAGUUGGGACAAAAAUACUAGAUGAUGAAGGCAAUCCUCUUCAACUGAGAGUAUCAGAUCCUGACUUGGGCCCUGAUGAUCCCAAGCCUUCUUAUGAUUUUGAAGUAACAACAAACUUCUUCCACAUUGAUGAAGAAGGAUACCUUGUCGUGGGAGAAGAAAAUUUAGACAGAGAUCCACCAAGUCCAGGGAAAUUCAGGUUUCAGGUUGUGGCUCGAGAAAGUCAUGGCACUGCUGCAAGUGCUCCUGUGACUUUCACCGUUGCGCUGAUUGAUGUCAACGACAAUGCUCCACACUUACCGAUGAUUCCACCCAUCACAAUCCAAGCAGGAGAGGGCCGUCGCCAGGUUGUUAAAGUGGAAGCGACUGAUAACGAUCUCGGUGAAAACGCCAAGAUUUCGUAUAGCAUCUACCAUAUAUCCAACAAUGGACGGAACAAGUUUAAAAUUGAUCCACAGUCUGGAGCUAUUGAGGCAAAUGGCAAGCUGAACGCUGGAGAGCAGUACAGCAUCACUGUACAGGCCACCGACAGUGGGGGCAAGUCCAGUCAGACGAUCGUGGAGGUGACAGUAGUACCAGGUCCCAACACCAGGAGUCCUGUGUUUCAAGAGACUUCUUACCAGGUCACUAUCAGUGAAGGGGCUCCCAUCAAUUCGACUGUGCUUCAUGUGGUGGCUACUGAUCCGGAAAACGAGCCAGUUACUUAUUCUAUAGUCUCUGGAAACGAUCUGCGCCAAUUUGCCAUCAAUGAUAAGACUGGAGUUAUUACUGUGAUAAGGAAACUAGACAGAGAAGAUCUGACAAGAUAUCAGAUGCUUAUAAAAGCGGAAGAUGAAGGUGGGCUCUCUAGUACUGCGACAGUGAACAUUAUAGUGAGUGACAUCAAUGACAAAAACCCUGAGUUUGAAGACUUGCCAUAUGAGUUCACUGUGAGAGAAGGUGUGGAUAAACUGUUUGUGGGUCAAGUAAGAGCUAAAGAUAACGAUGAAGGAAUCAAUGCCAAUGUCACCUACUCUCUUCCCACAGAUGUACCUUUUACCAUUGAUACGAUUACCGGAAAUAUUACUACCAACACUGCUCUCGACUAUGAAAAAGUUAAGGAAUACAAAUUUGUGGUGACAGCCCAAGAUGGCGCUCCAGAUCCAAGAAUUGCCACUGCCACAGUUACUGUUCAUGUCACUGAUGUAGAAGAUGAAAUGCCAAUCUUUCCAAAGACUGUUUACAACGCAACUGUUCCCGAAAAUGUUGCUAACUUCGUCGUUGCACAAGUGAAGGCAGAGGAUCCAGACACAAACAAAAAAGUAACCUAUGUCAUCAAACAAGGACCUCUGGACCUCUUCAAGAUUGAUCCAACAACUGGUGAGAUCAGGACAGCAAGAGGUUUGGAUUAUGAAACCGAGAACCAGUAUGCACUUGUAAUUGGUACAGAAGAGAAUCCCAGUCUGAGACCUGGAGCAACUACAAAAGUCCUGGUUACUGUUGAGGAUCAAAACGACAUACCUCCUGUGUUUUUAACGAUUCUGACUAAACCAAUUGUUCUAAAUGAUGACACUGAGAUUGGGGCUCUGGUCACAACACUGACAGCCUCAGAUGCAGAUGGUACAGCUCCAAAUAACAUUGUUCAUUAUGAUAUUGUUGGGAGAGGAGAAGCAAAAAGAUUUUUUGAAAUUAAUCCUGACAAUGGAGAACUUCGGGUUAAAGAGGACUUCAGAAAAGAACCUGACAAUGAGUAUGAGGUGGAAGUGAGAGCGUUUGAUGAUGGAGAACCUCAGUUGUCAACGACUAUGACAGUACCAAUCUAUAUACGAAGAACAACAACUGUCACCCCUGACAUCGGGCCAGGAUUUGCAGACAGCCUGUACACCGUAGAAGUCAAGGAGGAUACCAAACCAAACACCACUAUAAAAACUUUUACAAUAAUCAAGAAUCCAAAACAGCCUAAAAAUCUCCCACUACACUGUUCAGUCACUAAGGGGAAUGUUGGAGGUAAGUACAGUAGGAUACACCAGUUAAUUGUCUUUACUCUACAUACUGUAACAUGUACUAUCAUGAAAACAACCACAAAAUCUUCCAUUCCACUGUUUAGUCAGUAAGUGUAAUGUUGGAGGUAAGUACAGUAGGAUACACCAGUUAAUUGUCUUUACUCUACAUACUGUAACAUGUACUAUCAUGAAAACAACCUCAAAAUCUUCCAUUCCACUGUUUAGUCAGUAAGUGUAAUGUUGGAGGUAAGUACAGUAGGAUA